This is a messenger RNA of Aspergillus caelatus, 1159 nucleotides long. RefSeq lists its product as uncharacterized. The record is from RefSeq and is a predicted model, not a curated record. NCBI's taxonomy places the organism in Eukaryota, Fungi, Ascomycota, Eurotiomycetes, Eurotiales, Aspergillaceae. Bases 70 to 642 code for a protein of 190 amino acids. The transcript has 2 exons.
CUGGGACUCUCGAGCCUUCUGCACAAUAUCCUGCUCUCGUCAAGCUAUCGUAAAUUUCAGAGAUACAUCAUGUCCAAUACAAAUAACACACCUACUUCGCAACCAGCACACGCAGGUUUACUCGCAGAGGAAGCACCGACCUAUCAAACAUUCACAGACGCAACAGAUAAACUGUACAAGAAGUUGGUCCAGGAUGAAUCCCGUGAAUGGUGGCAGUACCGUUUCGUUAGCAUGUCUUUCAACUUACUCGCGAUCGUGCAAGUCAUGGUCGGGGCAAGCAUAACUGCUCUUGGGCCGUUUGGGGGUCAGCAUUUGAUUGCUGUAACCGUGCUAGGCGCCAUUAAUACUGUCAUUGCCGGGUUUAUAGCUCUUCUCAAAGGUAGGGGCCUUCCUCAGCGACCCCGGAAGAAUAUGCUAGAGCUUAGGAGGGUUCGGGAAUAUAUUGAGCAAAAGAGGACCAUAUUACAGUACAGGAACAGGAGGUUCUCGAGGGAUGAGGUUGACUCUCUACUGGAAGAUGUGAUGAGGAGGUAUGAUCUUGCUGAGGAGGUUAUUGAAAGAAAUCAGCCGGAUACCUAUACAGAUAGUACGGGAUCGACUGGUAGAGAGCGUCAACCGGACGAAGAAAGGGGUCCGGGAUAAAGCAGGUAUUAUCAAGUGCUUUCCUGCUUGACCGGUUCCAGCUCCGCUUGGAAUGCAUCUCUAGAUGCAGAUGAUUGUUGAGAUACCAGCGUCAGUGGCAUGGCUUCCGUUGUUGCUUUACUCCUGAAGUUGUAAAAGUCCAUUCGUCUGGUUGGCACUACUCCAAUCAAGCCGUACAAGGUCAAGAGAAGAUUUAGACUCACAAACCAGCAAGCCCACAGCCGUUGUGCCUUUGCUUCGGCCAUCCAAGAUUAUUUUCUCUCCUUUCUCAGAAAUUACAACGGUACCAUGCUUGCAUCAUUUCGUACGCUGGGAGAAGGUUGCUAUAUUUUAUACUAUAGCUGCUGGAGGGAAUCCAUAGUCCCCAUUCUUUUCACACAAUAUGUCAAAUGGCACAUGUACCAAGCUAUACAUUAGGAAGCUAGGCUAUUAUAAUGUCUUAUGUCGAGGGACUCCAGAAUGGAAGGUCCAAGCGAGUAGAGCAAGUGUUCUUAGCAAUGAUAUUGUUCAAUUAAAC